GUGAACGUCUCUCUCUCUCUCUCUCUCUCCUGUCUAUGUGAACGUCUCUCUCGCUCGCUCUCCUGUUUAACCUGCUGGCCAGCAGCGAUCAGUGAUGCAGAGGAACCGAACUGUAGCGGCUCCGUAGAGCAGUUAAGCCCGCUGGAUCUGCUCUCUUCUCCCGUGUGAGCCCUCCUGGAGCUGCGGGGUAUGGUGUCACCUCCUGAAGCCGGACAAUCGGACGCUGAGGCCGGCGGCAGGCAGCGCUAGCUGACCGAGCUGCGGGCUUUGAAUUUCGGCCUCACUGCCAGGAUUUUAUCAGGACUUUUUUGCCGGAUAUUCGGAGUAUUACUGGGGGAAUUGCCUGGCCGUGGACACUUCGGGAAGGUUCGGUUCUUAAUGCCCCGGAGGCUCCGAGAAGAGCAGAUUGCGGAGCCCCGGAGCAGGGCUCGGACACCGGGGGAGUGCGAAGACGCUUCUUCUGAGAAUCUGGGGUUCAGUGAUUUGUGUUGGGUCAGCGAGGCAGCAGAAACCAGAUAUACCAACCAGAACUCUGAUUGGCUCCGCCCACCAUGAACCCUCUAAACCAGAUGAAGGCUGGACUAGCCAACAACCCACACAGUGACGGCUCGUACCCCUACGACCCCUCCAGCUGGCAGCAGCCCACCAAUCAGCCCACAGGAUCGCUCUCCGUGGUCACAACUGUCUGGGGAGUCACCAACCCCUCGGCCAGCCAGGGUCUUGGUGGAGGCGUGAUGGGGCCCGGGGCCAACCCAGGCGGGGGUCCCAUGAUGCAGGGCCCCGGGGGGUCGGGCAUGGCCGGCGGGCCCGGAGGCUACAUGGGCCAGCAGGGCUACGCAGAGCCCAGCAAAGGCUACAUGACCCAGGGCAUGUACGGCCGUACGGGCGGGGCCUACACAGGAGGACCGGGCGGGUACACAGGGAGCUAUCCGUCGAACCCCGGAGGCUCCCGAGGCUCCGCCGACUUCACUCAGGCCGCUGCUGCCGCCGCCGUUGCUGCUGCUGCUGCCACGGCGACCGCCACUGCUACAGCAACCGUUGCCGCCAUCCAGGAGAAACAAAACCAGGAGAUGAACUAUGGACAGAUGGGCGGUCCAGCCUACAAUAACCAGUUCAUGGCCCACUCCGGCCCCCGCGGCCCUCCUGGCAUGGCUCCUGGAGGUAUGGGCCCAGGUCCAGGCCCCGCCAGAGGUCCCCCUUCAAUGGGCCCCAUGUAUGGACCAGGAGGGGGCCCGCAGAGAGUCCCCCAGCACCCAAACUACGGCCCUGGACCACAGCAGGGACACCUGAGGCCCCCGCAGGGCCUCAAACGACCAUACAGCUCAGAGUCCUUCCCGGGAAUGUCCCAGCAGUACGGCGUUCCCAUCGGUUCCAGUGUGAACGUUAUGCCGGGUCCCGGAGGUGGCAGUGGAUCCAUGCCUGGUUCAGCUGGAGGCGGUCACGGCGGCCCCUACUCGGGCCCCAACAUGCAGUACCACCCAGGUCCCGCCGGUCCAGGUCCCGCCCCGCCACGGUCUGGCUCCUCCCCCUCCUAUCAGAGCCAUAAAAUGCCCCUCCCACCUCAGUACCCCCCCUCUGGACCCCCCAGCUCGCAGUACUACAAGCAGGACCAGUUUAACGGGCAGGGCGGCUUAAACACUCUGACAGCAGGGGGCGCCGGAGGAGUGUACAACUCCUUCAACCAGCCAUCAGGGCCGGGGCGAGGGUUGCCAGGUUACCCCUCUUCUCCGGUUCCGGGAAACCCAACACCUCCCGUCACCCCCAGCGGCUCCAUGGCUCCGCCCUACAUGUCGCCUGGCAACGGUGACGUCAAGCCAACGCCUUCUUCCUUUCUGCCUGACAUCAAACCCAACAUAGCUGGCCUGGCUCCUCCCCCGCCGACAGGUAACCCUAGCGACGACCUGCGGCUGACCUUCCCAGUGAGAGAUGGCGUGGUCCUGGAGCCCUUCAGAUUAGAGCACAACCUGGCUGUCAGCAACCACGUCUUCCAGCUGAGAGAGUCCGUCUACAAAACACUCAUCAUGAGGCCUGACCUGGAGCUGCAGUUUAAGUGUUACCACCACGAGGAUCGACAGAUGAACACCAACUGGCCCGCCUCUGUCCAGGUGAGCGUGAACGCGACUCCUCUCACCAUUGAGCGAGGCGACAACAAAACUUCCCAUAAACCUUUGUACCUGAAACACGUGUGUCAACCGGGCAGGAACACCAUCCAGAUCACCGUCACCGCCUGCUGCUGCUCUCACCUGUUCGUCCUCCAGCUGGUUCACCGUCCGUCGGUGCGAUCGGUGCUGCAGGGACUGAUGAAGAAGAGGCUGCUUCCUGCAGAGCUCUGCGUCACCAAGAUAAAGAGGAACUUCAGCAGCGGCUCCAUCCCCGGGACGCCCGGGUUAAACGGAGAGGACGGCGUGGAGCAGACCGCCAUCAGGGUCUCGCUAAAGUGUCCCAUCACGUUCCGACGCAUCCAGCUGCCCGCCAGAGGCCAUGACUGCAGACACAUACAGUGUUUCGAUCUGGAGUCGUACCUGCAACUCAACUGUGAGCGAGGAACCUGGAGGUGUCCUGUGUGCAAUAAGACGGCUCUGUUGGAGGGUCUGGAGGUGGACCAGUACAUGCUGGGAAUCCUGAUCUACGUGCAGAACUCGGAGUACGAGGAGAUCACCAUCGACCCGGUGUGCAGCUGGAAGCCCGUCCCCGUGAAGCCCGACCUCCACGUGAAGGAGGAGCCCGACGGCCCCGUGCUGAAGCGCUGCCGGACGCUCAGCCCCAGUCACAUGGUCAUGCCCAACGUCAUGGAGAUGAUCGCCUCGCUCGGCCCAACCCCUUCCUCGUCCUCCUCCACCUCGGCGGUUCCCCCCUCCUCUUCCUCCUCGUCCCCGAUGCCCUACCCCUCUCUGUCCGGGGGGGGCAGCGGCGGCAACAACAGCAGCACCACGCCGGAGUACCCCGGACCCGGAUCAGCUCCGUCCUUCCCCACGCUGUCAGCUCCGUUCUCCGACUUCAGCGGUCCGGGGACGCCCAGCAUCGGCGGCGACUUCUCCUCACCCGGCCCCCCUCCCCUGUCCUACCAGUCGGAGCUCUCCAGCGCCCUCCUCACCCCUGACAAACCCCCCCCUCACCCGCUGGCUGGACAGAUGCCGGGCUCAGGCCGUAUGGACUCAACUUCCCAUGGUGCUCCUCUCCAGCAGCAGCAGCAGCACCAGCAGCAGUCGCAGGGUCUCCAUGGCAACUCGCAAAUGGGGGGUGGCAACCAGAUGAUGCAGCGUAGCAACCAGAAUCCCCGUCUCCAAGGCGACGGCUCCUUUGGACUCGGGGGCUCGGCGGAUGUUCCGGAAACUUCUCUUGACUUGCUUCCUGAGUUGACCAACCCGGACGAGUUGCUGUCCUACCUCGGCCCUCCGGACCUGCCGAGCAACAACAACGACGACCUGCUGUCGCUGUUUGAGAACAACUGAAGCGCUCGCACGGCUCCGGGGUCGGCCACGCCGAGACGUCACGGCAACAUCCGAACUUUAUUUUUUAUCCUCGCCGCCAACAUGGCGCCGUCUGCACAGGAAGGGGCGGACCGUGAGGAGGAAGGAAAACAAAAUGGCGACUUUUGAAUCUAAAAAAUCUCUUUGAUGUGUGAUUAUGAACUCCAUGGUAACUUUAUUUUAUUGUUUUUAAUUGUGUUUCGAUCCUUCAUCCUUCAUUCCCUGUCAGUUCAAAGAGGCGCCACAGUGCUGCUUUCACGUACCUGCCCCGCCCACAGCGAUGUCACCCAGUCGCUCUUCGUGUAACAGCACAACACUGACAUCUGAUUGGCUGUCAGUGUUUUGGCUCAGCCCGUGAUCAGGCUGUGAUUCAGGUGAUUCCAGUGCGGUGGCGUGCAGUACACGAAGGUGCGGCUGGCGUCCUUUGCGGUUCCAGCUGUUGGUGGGUGUGGGUGUGAAACCUGUGAAGGCAGCAUUGUGGCGCGUCACAGCCGGGCGUUUCGGUGCAAAGAUGGCUGCAGACGAGCUGUAAGCGGCGUCUUUUCCCACGGACACGUUUUCCUUUCUCACUGGAGAUGCUGAUGGGUCCACGCCUGGCCCCGGCGUGCAACACGGACCUCCCGAUGACCAAUCAGAGAGAGGCGACACGGGCGGCUGUAGCUUCUCAGCCCCCUCCCCUCAUGUUAUGAGGGUUUUUUGUAAGCGGGCUGGUUGACCUUUGACCUGGCUGCGGUCUGCACAUGUGGCUUACUCACAUCUGGGCUGAAGCUGCAGCGACAAAAGCUGGUUCAUCUUCAUCAUCCUGUGUUGUUGUAUAGUGACUUAGAGUCCAGCAGUUGUGGUGUCUCCAUGGAAACCUGUACACGAUGAUUCAGUAACGAUGCUCAUAACAUAAAGUUUGUAAUUUAAUAAACAGACACUGGAAAGACA
This is a messenger RNA of Pelmatolapia mariae (spotted tilapia), 4400 nucleotides long. RefSeq names its product zinc finger MIZ domain-containing protein 2-like. The record is from RefSeq and is a predicted model, not a curated record. Gene Ontology annotation, biological process: protein sumoylation; regulation of transcription by RNA polymerase II. The coding region runs from base 552 to 3452 and encodes 966 amino acids. The transcript has 22 exons. Lineage: Eukaryota; Metazoa; Chordata; Actinopteri; Cichliformes; Cichlidae. Gene Ontology annotation, cellular component: chromatin. Gene Ontology annotation, molecular function: SUMO ligase activity; zinc ion binding.